ACGGCCUUCCUGGACGCUGCAGUGGAGAUGGAACUGUGCAAGGCCUGCACGUUCAACUCCCUCCGCCUGCUGGACCGCAUCUGGGACUCUUCGCUACCGGAAACGCACCCGUCUCCAGCGGAAGUGGGUCCGGGCAACGGGGGCUCGUGGACCCGACGCAAGUAUCUGCGCACGGACCGCCACUACCGCCGCUUCCAGUUGCGUCGCGCCAUCGUGGAAGCUGUCAAGAUCGAGGACGCCAAGGCCGCGCUGCGGAUGGUGCAGUGGCUCUGCACCAAGUUCCACGGCUGCAUCGUCCCCGUCACCGCCGUCCACACAGCUGCGGGCAAAGGGAACCUGGACGUCUUGAAGUUCUUCAAGGCGAUUGAGAUCCCUGGGAGGAGGGACGGAGGCGCAGCCAUGAGGGACGAGAUCGAGAACGACAAGGGCCACGUCGUCCGUUGGGGGCGUCACGAUAUGGAGCACGCCGCUGCCAAUAAGCAGUACGAGACCACUACGUGGCUCUACCAGAACACUUGCGCGCCUCGAGCCAUGAAGAGCACGCUCAUGACGGUGGUGCACCACGGAGACAUCGCGCUGCUCGAGUGGUUUCGUGCUAACUAUCGCACUCUGGGGUUCGACCCGGACACGGAAGAGGAAGAGUACGAGCUGGCGGAAGCAGAUCGUGAUCGUGAGGACUUGGACUUAUACGAUGAGUUCGGGUUCGGGAACGAAGGAGCGCUGACGGGUGAAAACGUGGGGGAGCUCCUGCGAGGGGACCCUGAGGAGUUCAUACGGACGGCAGUGUUUGCCGGUCGUCUUGACGUCUUGAAGUGGAUGGUCCAGAAUGGCUACGUGAACAAGUCGACGUACCUAGCGGUUCGCCCCGCGGUUGAGACCAAUCGCCUCGACAUUGUGGAGUUUCUGAUCAGCAACAAGUUGGUAGAGGCCGGUCGAGCUCUGAGGCUGGAUAUACGGGGGCAAGUUUGA
Messenger RNA from Phytophthora sojae, 969 nucleotides. RefSeq lists its product as hypothetical. NCBI's taxonomy places the organism in Eukaryota, Oomycota, Peronosporomycetes, Peronosporales, Peronosporaceae. The record is from RefSeq and is a predicted model, not a curated record. The annotation marks the transcript as partial. The transcript has a single exon.